Drosophila guanche is the source of this 989-nucleotide messenger RNA. Its product is annotated as ninjurin-2. The transcript is spliced from 4 exons. The record is from RefSeq and is a predicted model, not a curated record. Gene Ontology annotation, cellular component: membrane. NCBI's taxonomy places the organism in Eukaryota, Metazoa, Arthropoda, Insecta, Diptera, Drosophilidae. Bases 160 to 840 code for a protein of 226 amino acids. Gene Ontology annotation, biological process: cell adhesion; tissue regeneration.
UGGUCAGUUCUGCCACAAAUAGCGUGCCGAGCGGUCGCACGAAUUUUUCACUGCAAAAUAACUCGAGUGGCUUUUCAGAUACUUUUAACGGAUAAAAACAGACAAAGAAAUUCAUUUAGACUGUUGCCAUUAAUUAAUAACGUUUAAUUAAGCCCAAGAAUGAGUGACCUAGAGCAAGUUACACUGCAAAUGGAUGAUAAAACACUGACCAGAAAUCAAGAGAGCAGUCAGAAUGCUGUAGGCAAUCGCAUACCCCGAGCAGUGCCCGAAACGGAUGAUGAUGACGAUGAUCGUCCCUUUGUUAAAGGUGGCAAUGGCAAUCCCGGCGUGGACGAUGGACUGCUGGGCAAUGGCGGAGGAGGCGGCGGUGGUGGCGUCACUGUCAUUGUGCCCAAUGGCGGCAACAGAGGACGACGCCCCAGCUACAUGUUUCCCGGCUACACUGGCCCCGAAUUCGUGAACAUCAAUGGCGUGGAGACGCCCAUACCCGAUGUGAAUGCGUAUCAGCACAAGAAGACCCUGGCGCAGGGCAUGAUGGAUCUGGCGUUGCUCUCGGCGAAUGCCAAUCAGCUGCGUUAUGUGCUCGAAAUGAACCAGCAGCAUCCAUACUUUUAUCCCAGUCUCUUGUUCAUCUCACUGAGCAUUGUAUUCCAGAUCGCUGUCGGCGUUGGCCUUAUUUGGAACGGCAGAUACAACAUCAAGAAUGAGCAAGAGAUCUGCCGGGCGAAUAAAAUCAAUAAUUACACAGUCAUCGGCGUAUUCAUUGUAACGGUUGUCAAUGUUUUAAUAUCAGCCUUUGGCGUCGUCGAGCGUGCCCCAGUGCCAGUGAACACUUUGUAGUUGGGCGCUGCAAUAGAUAUUACUUAGUAUAUAUAGUAGCAUAAGCACCCACACAGUGUUAGUUUGAAACUCACCGCCACGACGAACAAUACACCAACGCCUCAUUUUUAUAUUGUGAUAAAUAAAUCGAAUCCCAAUCCCGAAAGUAA